AUGUGUAAGGGUUGUCCCUCUAUCAUUCUUGGCGGUCUUACCUUAUCUGUUGCUGAGCCCUGGAUGUGUAGGGGUUGUCUCCCUAUCAUUCUUGGCGGUCUUACCUUAUCCUUUCCUCGCAAUGUCAGGGGAUUGCCUCCUCGGUUGCUGAGCCCUGGGUGUGUAGGGGUUGUCCCCCUAUCAUUCUUGGCGGUCUUACCUCACCUAUCCUGA
This is a messenger RNA of Nezara viridula (southern green stink bug), 213 nucleotides long. Lineage: Eukaryota; Metazoa; Arthropoda; Insecta; Hemiptera; Pentatomidae. The record is from the annotation of a GenBank genome assembly.